AUGUCUUCCUCAACGCAGGACCUCAUCCUACAACUUCACCUCGGGAACACGUUUGGGGCACUGUUUAUUGGGGUCACCCUUGCAGCAAUUCUCUUUGGUCUAAGUAACAUUCAGGCUUUCGUCUACUUUCAGUCGCACAAGGGCACAGGGAUAUCAUUCCAUAAGCUAGUCGUUGCCUGGCUUUGGAUACUCGACGCUCUGCACCUGUUUUUGAUAGUCCACUGUGUCUAUUAUUAUUUAGUGGCUCACUACGCAGAUAUCAAUGUACUAACGGAAAUUGUGUGGAGCUUCAAACUUCAGAUAGUUAUUGAUGUGAUAAUUGUCUACGGGGUACAUCUUCUAUACUUUCAUCGCAUAUGGAUAAUCGCCAAGGGCCGAUCGAGAGUACUCCCUAUAGCCGUGGGCGUAAUCAUAAUUUCGGGUUCAGGUGUUGCUAUUGCCCUUAUUUGGGCCAUAUAUCAGUGUCAUGUGUUCUCGGAUCUGAUUAAAAUCGAGUGGGCGACAUUUAUGGCUUUGGGCACGAUUACUUUCGUCGACUUCGUGAUCGCAUCAUCGCUAUGCUAUCUCCUCGCUAUUUCCCGUACUGGAUUCUCUAGCACCGAUUCCAUGUUAACAAAGCUCAUGGCUUACAUUAUUAACACGGGCUGUCUGACAAGCAUGUGUUCACUGUCGGCUAUGAUUACAUGCGCAGUGAUGCCGCACAACUUCAUCUUCCUCGGUGUUGAAUUUUUGGUGGCUAAAUUAUACGUCAACUCGUUCCUCGCACUUCUGAACGCGCCAUACUACUUGCAGCCCGCUACAGAAACCAACCAUUCUGCCGAAGUCCAUAUGCACCACGGCAUCUACCGCCCAGAACUGAACGUUAUAGCGUCCCAGGGCGAAGAAUUCCAGGCAUCCCGGAAAAGCACGUUUAAACACCCUGGCGAUGAUGUUAUACAUCUUACUCGAUCUGCCAUGUCACGUCGGCCCAUUGAGGUGACGGUAGAGACGAAUUCCUUCUCAUCAGUGUGA
This is a messenger RNA of Suillus fuscotomentosus, 1011 nucleotides long. RefSeq lists its product as uncharacterized. Lineage: Eukaryota; Fungi; Basidiomycota; Agaricomycetes; Boletales; Suillaceae. The coding region runs from base 1 to 1011 and encodes 336 amino acids. The record is from RefSeq and is a predicted model, not a curated record. The transcript has 17 exons.